This is a messenger RNA of Callorhinchus milii (elephant shark), 719 nucleotides long. Its product is annotated as CCAAT/enhancer-binding protein gamma-like. Gene Ontology annotation, molecular function: RNA polymerase II cis-regulatory region sequence-specific DNA binding; DNA-binding transcription factor activity, RNA polymerase II-specific. The record is from RefSeq and is a predicted model, not a curated record. Gene Ontology annotation, biological process: DNA-templated transcription; regulation of transcription by RNA polymerase II. The coding region runs from base 149 to 592 and encodes 147 amino acids. The transcript has a single exon. NCBI's taxonomy places the organism in Eukaryota, Metazoa, Chordata, Chondrichthyes, Chimaeriformes, Callorhinchidae.
UCACGCCUGUUAUCUGACUCUCUUCCCAGGUGGCACGGGCCAGCAUUUCACCGCCUCCUGAGCUUCUUUACACCUUUGUCACACGUGCUAUUUCUGGUUUGCUGUGCUUUGCGACAAGAAUCCAGAGUACAAGGGGUUGUGAAUCUCAAUGAGCAAGCAGUCUGUCAUCUGUACUCAACCCAGAAAGAAUUUGGAGUCGAAUGGAGUGAGUGCGGAGGCGCAGCAUCUCAGCAGUGGGGGGCAGGUCCCCUCGCAGCUCGUGCCGGUCACCUCCUCGAGCAGAGGCAAAGCCAUGGCUCCCAGCAAACAACCCAAGAAACAGGAGGGGUCCAGCAAGGAGAGUGUCGAGUACCGACAGCGCCGUGAACGUAACAACCUGGCGGUCAGGAAGAGCCGCUUAAAGAGCAAGCAGAAAGCCCAGGACACACAGCAGAGAGUCACCGAGCUGAAGGAAGAGAAUGAACGAUUGGAAGCAAAAAUCAAACUGCUGAGUAAAGAGCUGAGCGUCCUGAAGGACUUAUUUCUGGAACAUGCACACGGAUUCACUGAAAGCCGCAACGCUGGGCACGAACCCAGUAACAUGGGGCAGUAACAUAGCAAGGACAAGGUGUGGGGGAUGGGGUAAAAGGUGACGAAUGCACCAGCAUCUAAUGUUGAGGAGAAAAACUUUUGCAGAAAGGGUUUUUGCUUUUAAAUUGUCUAUUCCUUAAUUUAAUUUA